ACAUCAAACAUCAAAUACAAAGUGCAUAUUUCAGAGCAUUUCACGAGAUCUUUAAUGUGUUAUAAAUGAAGAAACACUUUCUUUCUUCUGUUGUUUAACUUCUAUGAUUUUUCUCUCAGCGGUGAACCUGAUCAAUAACCUGCUGCAGGUGGUGGUCAGACGUAGGUUCAGUGUCGGCAAAGCAAUGGGUCAUCCGUGGUUUCAGAACUUCCAGCUGUGGUGUGACCUGCGAGAGUUUGAGCUGCGUAUGGGUUAUCGAUAUCUCACGCACGAGUCCGACGACAGCCACUGGAGAGCCUACGCUCAGGAGAAAAGACUCAGUUUCCCAGAACACCUUGCUGAAGCAGCAGAGCAGCAGACGCCGGCCUCGUAGAUCUGACAUCACUGUGAAUACUGUAUUAUAUGAACAUCAUAUCAGUCUGACUAUGUACAUCUUAUUAUGGUUCUAAAUCAUUUUCAAUAAAUUAAGAAAAGACAAAUAUAGAGUUGUUUUAUAUCACAUUAAACUCACUCAAAC
Molecule: messenger RNA, 517 nt
Organism: Danio rerio (zebrafish)
Lineage: Eukaryota; Metazoa; Chordata; Actinopteri; Cypriniformes; Danionidae
Source: RefSeq, a predicted model, not a curated record